Heterocephalus glaber (naked mole-rat) is the source of this 2266-nucleotide messenger RNA. Lineage: Eukaryota; Metazoa; Chordata; Mammalia; Rodentia; Bathyergidae. The record is from RefSeq and is a predicted model, not a curated record.
UGCAUCUCUCCACUGCAGAGAUUCGGCUAUGGAGGUUGGGUAAAGCUUCAACACCAUAGCAAGGGAGAAGCAAAGAUGGUAAAAGAUGGGAAAGUCUUCAGAGUUGUCCAAGAGAACUGCUGGGAUCCAGAAAUUCGUAUUAAAGAAAUGGAUCAGAAAGGAGUAACAGUACAAGCUCUAUCCACAGUUCCCAUCAUGUUUAGCUACUGGGCCAAACCUCAGGAUACUUUGGAACUGUGCCAGUUUUUAAACAACAACCUGGCUGCCACAGUUGUGUGCCAUCCCCAGAGGUUUGUGGGUCUGGGGACAUUGCCCAUGCAAGCUCCAGAGCUGGCCAUCAAGGAGAUGGAGCGCUGUGUAAAGGAGUUAGGCUUUCCAGGGGUCCAGAUUGGCUCCCAUAUCAACACAUGGGACCUCAAUGACAAGGAACUCUUCCAGUUCUAUGAAGCAGCUGAAAGGCUGAACUGUUCCCUGUUCGUGCAUCCCUGGGACAUGCAGAUGGAUGGACGAAUGGCCAAAUACUGGCUCCCUUGGCUUGUAGGAAUGCCUACAGAGACCACCACGGCUAUUUGUUCCAUGAUCUUGGGUGGGGUGUUUGAGAAGUUUCCUAAACUGAAAGUAUGUUUUGCACAUGGAGGUGGUGCCUUCCCUUUCACCGUGGGAAGAAUCUCCCAUGGAUUCAACAUGCGCCCAGAUCUAUGUGCCCGGGACAAUCCAACUGAUCCAAAGAAAUACCUCGGAUCCUUUUACACAGACUCAUUGGUUCAUGAUCCUCGAGCCCUCAAGUUAUUAAUGGAUGUCAUAGGAAAGGAUAAGGUCAUCCUGGGAACCGAUUACCCUUUUCCGCUAGGUGAGUUGGAACCUGGGAAGUUAAUAGAGUCCAUGGAAGAAUUUGAUGAAGAAACAAAGGAUAAACUCAAAGCCGGCAAUGCUCUGAUAUUUUUGGGUCUGGAAAGAAAACAAUUUGAAUGAAUUCACUACAAAAACAAUUUGACUGAAUUCAUGAUAAGAUUUCACUUUUCUUUUUAAAUAUGUAUCACACAUAAUACUAAAAUCCUAUUUGGAACUAUUUUGUUCAGAAAUAGAAUAUUCCCAAAUAUCCUAAAUUAUUCCUAACAGAGCCAGGGAUUUAGCUCAGUGGUACUCCCGCCUGCCUCAAAAGAACAAGAUCCUGAGUUUGAUCCCUGGUAAAAAAAAAUUAUUCCUAACAAAAAUGAUGCAUAAGUGUUUUCCUUCUGAAAAGCUGUACAUUAUUUCACAGACAAAUCAAAAAUUACUUUUCCAGUGUCUUUUUAAUUGACCUGGAAGAAAUAAAAAAAUAAAAUAUCAUUAAUGAUUUAUAUGGAGAAAAGCCAAAACACCAGGUUCAUUUUAGGGGCUCAAGUAGAUUCUCCAUUUUGGUCAUGUGAAUUGGGCCGAAAUAACCUGUUUUGUUCAUUUUUAACACCUUCCACUAGGCCAGAAUUUGGCUGGGAAUGCUUUAGCCACAAAAUGAAGAUGUACAUGUAUGUUUACAACCCAAUUAAGAAAGCAAUACACACAUUCAUAGAAUAAUUACUGAGCAUACAAGAACUUCAAAGAAGUUUCAAUAAGAAGAAUUCAUUUGGUCUCAAACAGUGGGACAGAUACUAGAAUUUGGGCUGAAUCUUAGAUAAGGCUUUGGGGGGGUAGAGGAUAAGAAAAAUAAAGGCAAAAUUAUAGGAACAUAGCUGUGAUUACAGAAUGGAUGAGACAUCCAUUCUGGAGAAGAGUUCCUUUCUAUAAUCUACUUUCAGCAUAAAUUUUUAAUUUAAAAUACUGAGCAGAAUGUAUAAAGCUAGUUUUGCAGAGUAAUCAGGCAAUACCAGGAUAGCCUUAUUCUACUAAUUUAAUUUAUCAUCUCAACUGGGAUGCUACAAAAGAACUUGGUACUGGGAGGGGUAAUGAACAUCUGCAAUUCACAUACCUCUGGCUGAAUCCCAAAAUCAAAUAUAAUUUUUCCAAAUAACCUUUUACUUUGGUUGGGUUCAUUCAUACUUCUUUUCCCUUCUAUUAGUCCAGAAAAUCAAAAGUUGAAUAUUAGCAUAUAAUUUGUACUAGUGCCUCAUCAGAGUAAAGAGAUCUAAUUCUUACUAAACUAUUUUUAUCCUAUUAUUUUCACUUUGUAUAGUUUAAUUACUGCAUCUUUCUUGCCCUUCCUGUUGCUUUGUAAGUUUUUUCCCCACCCAUCAGUUUAUGAUUCCAAUCUGCCUAAAUAAAUAAAUAAAUGUUGAAUAACACAACAAUA